AAACAAUUCUAGGUUUGCGAAGAGAAGUAGUAUAGCUGUCCACUGAGAGAGAGAGAGAGAGAGAGAGAGAGAGAGAGAGAGAGAGAGAGAGAGAGAGAGAGCAACAUUACGUGAGUCACAAAUAGGAAAUACCUGAAUCUAUAAAAAGCACAAAACCAAAAGUACGAUCCAAUUGUUGAUAAAUAUAGCUCUAUAAGGUGAAACCAGGUUUUUACGACAGUUUCGUUCAUAAUCAGUGAACACGCCAAAAUGGAGAGGUGCAUGUUAUCCUUGCUGUUUUUUCUGGGAUAUUGUGCGGCCCAGGAUUCUACUGAUCCCACGGAAGUCGCCUCUACCCCACGAGAACCCAGCCUACUACCCAUCCUCAUCCCCGUGGUAACCACCAUUGUGUGUACAAUCUCCAUUAUUAUCGUCCUGAUCAUCUAUCUGCGAUGUUGUCAUCGCCCAGGUGGAGAUAAAGUCACUGACGCUGAGAAGGGUAAAAAGCCAGAGAAAAACAAAGGAGAAGAGAUGAGAAUUUUUAGCAGCGUUUCAACAGACAAAGAAUCGGAAUCAGUCCUAAAUGGAGCUAAAGACCAAUUGAGAGAAAUUAAAAGUCUGGAGAAAAAUCUUGCGCUUUCCAAAAAAGAAUUACAGAGUCUUAUGUGGCACGCCAACUCAGUAUUAAAAUUAAUAGAUGAGGGAAUAGAUGAAGAAAAUGAACCCAAAACACUGAAAGAUGAGCUUUUUGAGGAAGUAAACAAGAGAGUGGCAAAAGAUCCCAAUGACAAACCGGAUGCAGAGGGCGAGGAAUCGCAAGCCAGAAGGAUUGAAAGUAGCCGUGAGAAGGCGAACAGACUUUUUACAGAAACACACAAAGUAUUGAACGAAGGUAAAAAGCAUAUCAAGGAAGCAAACCAAAGAGACAUAGAGAUUAGAAACUUCACCAAAGACGCAAAGAAGGCUCUCGCACAAGUUAAGGACCGUGUACGAGGCAUGCGGAAGUCCUCAGAUAAAAAGAAAGUGUAUGUAACUUAUUUCCAAGACAAGUCAUAUGAAAGGUAAAGAUAACGAACAGUGAUCAAUCUCAUAUAACUCCUAUAAGCAAUACAAAAUAGAGAGUUGGGCAAACACGGACCCUGGAUACACCAGAGGUGGGAUCAGGUGCCUAGAAGGAGUAAGCAUCCCCUGUCGCCUUGAGCCCUAUAUCUUGAUCAGGUAAACGGAGGUAUCCGUAGUCAAAAUCAAUGUGCCAAGAACGGCUUAACAAUCGGUAUGAAACACGUCAGACAGUAUUUGACCCAAUGAUAGGUUGUAUUGGCAAACUAGAUCGGUAUUGAUUGAUUGAUUGUAUCCUGUUUAACGUCUCGCUGGAGAAUUUUUCACUCAUAUGGAGACGUCACCAAGACCGGUGAAGGGCAUCAAAUUUAGGCCUUUGUUCGGCGCUUACGGCCAUUGAGCAGUGAGGGAUCUUUAGCGUGUCACACCUACUGUGACAAGGGACAUCCGAUUUUAAGGUCAUAUUCGAGGACCCGUGACAUUUACACCUGAUGCCGAGCGUUUGGCGAUGGAACUCUUACUACCUGUUUUAACGACUUAAGUUUGUCGCUAGAUCAUCAUAACGACCAUAGAAUUUGCGAAAUGCUGACUCUAAACGAAACUGUUGAAACCCAGGGGUUUGUCACUGGCCUGCCUCGAUUUAAAAAAAACUGACCAUACGCAGAACAAGCUCUUGCAUAUCGAAUCAGUUGAAAGAUAUAAACACCAUAUGCAGGUGAUAAUGGAAUAUUGCUACAUAAAUAUGGGAAGUUGACGAUGGAGAAGCAAAAAUCAUCCCGUUUGUCAUAAAGUUGAGUUGUUAGUUUGCCGUUAGUAUCUACUUUCAAUAAAAUAUCUAAGUAUGAAGCAGAAGUGGACGACUCUGUGGUGUCUUUUAUUUCGAGUUCAUAGAGAUAUAUCGAAUCGACAUACACCUGUAUGAUUGAAAGAUAUCAUUGUUAAUAUAUAAAACGUUGUCGAUAUAUCUAAAUGUCGAAUUGAAGGCCACAGUAAGAGAUUUUUUCUUCUCAUGUAAACGUUUUUGAAUAAAUUCUGCUUCAUAGGAAUAUGAAAACAGGUCAGCUAACAAAGGAGCACAAUUCGUGCCCAUGGGAAUUCCAACAGACUGUUGGAAGACCUGAUCACCAAAAACCACGAAGAUAUUGUCAAUGAGGAACUCCAGCAUAUUCUUUAUUUCAACUUCAGAGUACUUAUGCAUGGAAUCAGAGUUGUGUUUAACAAAGUCAUUUUUGGAUGACUGAUCACUAGAUAUGAAGAUUUGCGUUUUCCAUUUUUGUUGAAGAAGCAACUGUCUAUGAUGUCAAAAAAUAUAGUCUUUAAUUUAUCGUGAAUUAUGAAUUUAAACCUAUUGAAUAGACGAUAAGAGCCUAGGUAGUAUCGUACGAAAACGGCUAUAAUCGGGGCUAAAUAAAUUUGUUUUAAACAUUGUGCGAUUUCUCUGAAAUUCAGUAAUGUUGAAAUACUGUGAAAAGAAAACAAUUCCUAAAAAUUUAUUCCAAUUUUCAAGUAGGCCUAUGACGUUACAAAGUUGGCGAUGUUUUACAUUUUUUCGAAAACUAAGUAAACUUUUCAGGCAAUUGUUCUGAUAGAAAUUAUGGGCCACAUGCGUCGAUCGAAACUAUUUUGAUAAACAUGCAACGAGGAAGUUUGUGAAACACAUAUACUUCUAUGUAUGGCCCAUGCAUUCUGAAAGAAAAAGUAAGAAAUAAAUAGCAAUUUUAGCGUUGGAGAUUUGUGACGUUAUGUGUUAGAUAGUAUUAUUAGUUACACAGUUAGUUAGUGACCUGAUACGGAAAAAUACAUGGUGUGAAAAGAAAACCCGUAUCGGGCUCGGCGAAAAAUACAUGGUGUGAAAAGAAAACCCGUAUCGGGCGAGGCGAAGCCGAGCCCGAUACGGGUUUUCUUUUCACACCAUGUAUUUUUCCGUAUCAGGUCACUAACUAACUGUGUAACGAAUUUAUCACGUCGAAGACCUCUAACUGUAUAUAUGUGGGGAGUCAAAUGUCUUUCCUUUUGACACGGCUGCAAGUCAAACCCGACGAUAAAUAAAAUUACUCGCCCAAUACGGAUUUUACUCGCAUGAUACGGUUUUUUUCACGGCGUCAUGUGACCAAGAUCUGACCAAUUAGAUUUCAACAAUUUUGUCUGAGGCGUGAUAAAAUGAAUACUAAAAUUUUGUUUUGUAUGCGUGUAAUAAUUUUGUUCAGAUAAAAAGAAAGACGGAAAACUUGGAACUGGGACUGG
This is a messenger RNA of Ostrea edulis (European flat oyster), 3282 nucleotides long. RefSeq lists its product as uncharacterized. The transcript is spliced from 14 exons. The coding region runs from base 250 to 1044 and encodes 264 amino acids. NCBI's taxonomy places the organism in Eukaryota, Metazoa, Mollusca, Bivalvia, Ostreida, Ostreidae. The record is from RefSeq and is a predicted model, not a curated record.